This is a messenger RNA of Drosophila takahashii, 2068 nucleotides long. RefSeq names its product NADPH-dependent diflavin oxidoreductase 1. The record is from RefSeq and is a predicted model, not a curated record. NCBI's taxonomy places the organism in Eukaryota, Metazoa, Arthropoda, Insecta, Diptera, Drosophilidae. Gene Ontology annotation, molecular function: FMN binding; NADPH-hemoprotein reductase activity; flavin adenine dinucleotide binding. Gene Ontology annotation, cellular component: cytosol.
UCUAGAAGGCUUAUUGCGUCACUGCAAGCGCGGUCACACUAAGUAAACAGAUUAAUUAAUAUUCAAAAUUAUAUUCAAAAUUUGUACAUUAUGCGACUGCUGGUGCUUUACGGCAGUCAAACCGGCACUGCCCAGGAUGUGGCGGAGCAAAUCUGGCGGGAGUCGCAUCAACUGGGCUUCCAGGGCCCGGUGCUGCCCUUCGAGGAGUACGACAUGUCCAGGCUGAUCGAGGAGCGCCUCGUGGUCUUCGUGGUGGCCACCACCGGCGAUGGAGUGGAGCCGGACAACAUGAAGCUGGCCUGGCGGUUCCUGCUGAAGCGCAGUCUGCCCGCUCAAUCCCUGCAAGGAAUGCAGUUCGCCUGCCUCGGACUGGGCGAUUCCAGCUAUCCGAAGUUCAACUAUGCCGCCAAGAAACUGAGCAAGAGGCUGCAGAAUCUGGGAGCCACAUCCGUGUGUCCAGUGGGUCUGUGCGAUGAUCAGCAUGACUACGGGCAUUUGGGCGUGUCCCUCGUCUGGACGAAGGAUCUUUGGGUGGCACUAAAGAACAUUUCUGGCUUGGAUGAAAGCAAACUAAAUGGCAGUAACCAAACCAUACAAAAGUGGUUGGUAAAGGAGCUACCCAAAGAUUCCGAAAUCACCGCCACGGAAAGCCUGCUCUGGACACAAAAGCAGACCUCCCACUCCUUUAAAAUCCAGGAUAACCAAAGAACUACGGCAGAGGAUCACUUUCAGGACGUGCGCUUCCUAAGGUUGCAAUGUUCGAAUGAAGAACUAAGUUGGGAACCUGGCGAUGUGCUAGAUGUUCAGCCGCAAAACAGCGAUGAAGCUGUCAAGACAUUCUUCGAUCUAAUCCACGAACACAGCUUGAGAUUCGAUGAGGACACUGUGGUGGCGGUGACCAGUGCCCAUUUGGACAUGCCGGUGCCCAAAGCCUAUGCCAUGCCUUUAAGCCUGCAGCAGGCUGCGAAAUAUGUCUGGGAUUUGAGUGCCAAGCCGCGUCAGCGAUUUCUCGAGGUGCUGGGCCAGAAUUGUAGCGAUGAAAUGGAAAAGGAGAAGCUCCUCGAGUUCUGCUCCGCCGAGGGAAUCGACGACCUGGUGGCUUAUGUGAACAGACCGCGGAGGAGUCUCCUGGAGGUUCUGGAGGAUUUCCGGCACGCCACCUCGAGUUUAACUCUUCAGCAGCUCUUCGAGAUGAUGCCGUUGAUCCAACCUCGCAGCUUUUCCAUAGCCUCGGAUGUGACUUCCUCAACUUUGGAUUUGCUGGUGGCUGUGGUGGAAUAUAAAACCAUUAUGCAUACACCGCGUCUGGGCUUGUGCUCCAAUUGGCUGAAGAACCUGCGUUCGGAAACGGAACUGCGAGGAGUGGUGAAGAAGGGAACCAUGGUCUGGCCAAAGGAUUUGACUAUACCCCUAAUUAUGGUGGGACCUGGCACGGGCAUCGCUCCAUUCCGUAGCGUUAUCCAUAACCGAUUGCAUGCUCAAUCACAAGGUUCCACCAUUGGUCCUUUAAUUGUUUUCUUUGGCUGCCGAAAUAAGACUGCUGACUUUCACUUUGAAAAGGACUUCUCCACGUGGUCAGAAGGCAAACAAGUAGAACCUUACAUUGCCUUUUCGCGGGACCAGGAUCACAAGGUCUAUGUCCAGCAUUUAAUAACCAAGAAUGGUAAUCACCUCGCAAAGCUUAUCAAAGACCUAAAUGCCUUCAUUUACGUGGCUGGAAACUCUAAUAACAUGCCAAAGUCCGUGAGAGAAGCCUUCAUCGAAAUCCUUGGUGGAGAUGCCGAUUACGUGGAUUUGAUGAUCAAGCAGCGACGAUAUCAGGAGGAAACCUGGGCGUAACACCUCGUUUAUUUGGGUAUAGUUCCUAUUUGUACAGUUCUGGACGGAAAUUAUACACUAAGUAAGGCAAUCCUAAAAGUCUUCCAACAACUUUUCCGACGACGUGUGGCAAAAGGGACAGUAGCCCUUCUGCAGAACCUGCAGCUCAAAGUCCUCAGCAUAGAAUAGCUAUAAAAACGAUUACUUAAUCAUCAUGGAAAAAUAUAGAAAUAUAGAAAAUAUAAACUCA